Molecule: messenger RNA, 844 nt
Organism: Hemibagrus wyckioides
Lineage: Eukaryota; Metazoa; Chordata; Actinopteri; Siluriformes; Bagridae
Gene: dynlrb1
Product: dynein, light chain, roadblock-type 1
Exons: 4
Coding region: 152-487 (111 amino acids)
Biological process (GO): microtubule-based movement
Cellular component (GO): cytoplasm; cytoplasmic dynein complex; centrosome
Molecular function (GO): dynein intermediate chain binding
Source: RefSeq, a predicted model, not a curated record
CGAUGUUCAGAAAUGAAAAAUUAUCUACCAUUAACCUGUUAACUAGCUAUAAUAAGUCUAGUGAGACCUAGCUCGGGAGCUAAGGAUGCUACUGCUAAGGUGCUAACUGUUUAUUGCUUUACUGCUAUGACCGUUACAGUAUGGCUAAACCAUGACAAAAACACAAACAACAACAAAAUCUUCUGAAUAUUGUGAGCCAGCUGAGGUUGAGGAGACGCUGAAGAGAAUCCAGAGUCAGAAAGGAGUGCAAGGCAUCAUCAUCGUCAACGCUGAGGGCAUUCCUAUUAAAACCACUAUGGAUAACUCAAGUACAGUGCAGUAUGCAGGGCUCAUCCACCAGCUGGUGAUGAAAGCACGGAGUACAGUGAGGGACCUUGAUCCACAGAAUGACCUCACUUUCCUCAGGAUUCGAUCCAAGAAGAAUGAGAUUAUGAUUGCUCCAGAUAAGGACUAUUUCCUGAUAGUCAUUCAGAACCCCACGGAGUGAAAGUUAUUUUCUGUAUAGCUUUUUAUUUAAACUUUUUUUUUUCUGCAGAAAAAUGAAUUUUAUGUAGUAGUUCCAAGUGUACAGCCAAAUCCCUACAGUCCACACUAAUAGGCAAUAUGGUCUCUGUUAAACAUUAACAUGUAAAGUGUAUGAUGUUCUCUUAUUCAUUAUCAUUCCAGUAUUUUUUUUUCUUUCAUAAAUUGUUUAAUCCACUUAAUUUAUUGUUCAUUUAUUUGCUCUUCAUGCCAAUGCUCAAACAGUUUCUCACCAUAAAGAUAAAAGAGGAGCUAAAUGUAUAUGGUUUCGUUGUCUGUCAUAACAAUAAAACCACUGUGUAUAAACCAGUGUUAAGCUGAA